This is a messenger RNA of Mustela erminea (ermine), 6604 nucleotides long. It is a transcript of the gene WIPF2, whose product is annotated as WAS/WASL interacting protein family member 2. Lineage: Eukaryota; Metazoa; Chordata; Mammalia; Carnivora; Mustelidae. Gene Ontology annotation, molecular function: actin binding. The transcript has 9 exons. The record is from RefSeq and is a predicted model, not a curated record. Bases 437 to 1759 code for a protein of 440 amino acids.
GCUCCCUCCUCCUCGCUCCCCCGCCUCCAUUUUGUUCGCGGACGCUGGGGACGGUGGGAGCAGAUCCAUUUCCGGGUUGGCAAAAGGGGCGGCGGCGGCGAGAGAGGGAGAUUGCCGGGGAGCGAGCAGGACGGGACGAAGCCGGAGCGGAGGUGGAGGAGGAUUCGCUCCCGGGGCUGCUGCGGCUAGGUCGGAAAGAGGCAGAGGAGGCUGGAAACUGACUCCUGAGGAUGUGAAAACCUUAUUCCAUCAUGGUUUCUACGAUAGAAGGGCUUAAGAGGGGAAUAGGAAUUGAUGUGUUGCUGAGCUAGAGGCAGCCUCACAAUAUUUCUGAAAAUCAAGGUCUCUGAAGAACACAGAUGGUGAGGUAUAUGAGUGACCUAAAGCUGCAAAGUGAAACGGAGAGAAAGCAGUGCCAACUGCGAGCAGGGCAAGGAUGCCAAUUCCUCCACCCCCUCCACCGCCCCCUGGUCCUCCUCCACCUCCCACUUUUAAUCAGGCAAACAUAGAGCAGCCCAAGCUGAGUAGAGAUGAACAGCGGAAUCGAGGUGCCCUUUUACAGGACAUCUGCAAAGGGACCAAGCUGAAGAAAGUGACCAACAUUAAUGAUCGGAGUGCUCCCAUCCUUGAGAAACCGAAAGGAAACAGUGGUGGUUAUGGCUCUGGAGCAGCUGCCCUGCAGCCCAAGGGAGGUCUCUUCCAAGGGGGAGUGCCGAAGCUCCGACCUGUGGGAGCCAAGGAUGUUUCAGAGAACCUAGCUGGUAAGCCAGCCCUACAAAUCCCCAGUUCUCGAGCUGCUGCCCCAAGGCCACCAGUGUCUACAGCCAGCGGGCGCCCCCAAGAUGAUACAGACAGCAGCCGAGCCUCACUCCCGGAACUGCCCCGGAUGCAGAGACCCUCGUUACCGGACCUCUCUCGGCCUAAUACCACCAGCAGUACAGGCAUGAAGCACAGCUCCUCUGCCCCUCCUCCACCACCCCCGGGGCGGCGUGCCAACGCACCCCCAACACCUCUGCCUGUGCACAGCAGCAAAGCCCCAGCCUACAACAGAGAGAAACCCUUGCCGCCCACACCUGGACAAAGGCUGCACCCUGGUCGCGAGGGACCUCCUGCUCCACCCCCAGUCAAACCACCUCCUUCCCCUGUGAAUAUCAGGACGGGACCAAGUGGCCAGUCUCUGGCUCCUCCUCCUCCUCCUUACCGCCAGCCUCCCGGGGUCCCCAAUGGACCCUCCAGUCCCACUAAUGAGUCAGCCCCUGAGCUGCCACAGAGACACAAUUCUUUGCAUAGGAAGACACCAGGGCCUGUCAGAGGCCUAGCCCCUCCUCCACCCUCCUCAGCCUCUCCGUCACUACAGAGUAAUAGACCACCUCCCCCAGCCCGGGACCCUCCCAGUCGGGGAGCAGCUCCUCCACCCCCGCCACCCAUGAUCCGAAAUGGUGCCAGGGAUGCUCCCCCUCCCCCCCCACCGUACCGAAUGCAUGGGUCAGAACCCUUGAGCCGAGGAAAGCCCCCACCUCCUCCCUCAAGGACGCCAGCUGGGCCACCCCCUCCUCCUCCACCACCCCUGAGGAAUGGCCACAGAGAUUCUAUUACCACUGUCCGAUCUUUCUUGGAUGAUUUUGAGUCAAAGUAUUCUUUCCAUCCAGUAGAAGACUUUCCUGCGCCAGAAGAAUAUAAACACUUUCAGAGAAUAUAUCCCAGCAAAACAAACCGAGCUGCCCGUGGAGCCCCACCUCUGCCGCCCAUUCUCAGGUGAAGCCUGGCUUGGUCCUGUUCCUCAGGAAAAGGAUGGACCCUCUCCUCUGCUCAGAUGGUCCCUUCCAUUCCCCUGAAACCUGCAUGAGAGCUCCUGAAGUGUUUCUCCAGUGCAACCCAUCUCUAGACACCAAGCGUCCUCCCCACUCACCUCCAUCUAUGCAUCUCGUCUCUAGACUUGGUGAUUGGACUCUUUAUAUUGACAGUAGGGUCUCAAACCCUGCAUCCAUCCCUCCUCUUGCAAGCCCUGCUAGCCAGAUGAGGAAAACGCUUCCAUGUUUCCUGCCUUCCUCUUGGGGAAAGGUGCCUUGUUAUGAUGAAUGAACUCAUUGUUGGGGCAGGGUGGAGAAUUGUACUCCUACUUUCUCCUACCCACUGUGGGGGAAGCGUGGCCGUUGUACUAUUUUUCCUCAUUUAGGAGGCUGGCAUGGCCAGGACUUCUGGGGGGGUGGGCAUUUUUAGUGAAACAGGAAAGGAAUUUGCAGAGAAGUGAUCUGUUUUAAAGGUCAAGUUUGAAGAAAAGGCAAAGAAAUGGGUCUGCUUUCUGUUUAGGGGUAUUUUGGUUUUGCUCUCACCCCACCCCAUGCCACCAACCCAGGGAGAAGUUGGAUAUUAUAAACACUAAAUACUAAUCAGUUGAACUAAACAUCUAAUAAAAAGAGGGUGAAAUAAACUGGGGAUCCUUUUAGAGCUAGUCAGUUUCUCUGCAGCAAAGGGGCCAGGAGCCAUUUGUGCCCUCUGGGACUCCCUGCCCAUUUGCCUGUUUCCUCAGGGUGCUGAGGCUGAGGGCUGUUAUUCCUCUCUGCACUGCCCAUCCCCUCAAGAGACAAGUCACUUUGAUUCAUUACAGAUUCACAAACUCCCAAAAACCUGCAGUGGGAGAUGGAAAAAUAGAGUGUUGGCCUUGACACCAAUAAAGUCUUUUCUGACUGGCCCUGGGGGCCUGCUCAGAGACUUUAGCCCCUGUUGGGUGCCCCGGGAUGACAAGGGAAGGUGAAGCACCUCGUGGAAGGGUCAACUCUGUGGGUUAUGAAGGACUUUAAGGCCCAUUUGUUCCAAAGUUCACAGCCCAUCUGAUUUAGCAGGUACUUCUGUUCCUUUCUCCACUACUCUUCCCUUUGCAAGACUGCAGGGGUUAAUAUAGCAGAAUAGAGAAGGGUGAGGAAGGUUAUGGGGACAGUCAGAUUCCUCUGUGCCAGGAAGCACAAAGACUUUGGUGAAGUGUGCCUCAGUCCAGUUGAUCUUCCUUGGCAGCCAGCAAUAUGUUUUUUCGUCUUCCAGGUCCUAGUUCAAGGACACAGGGGAAAUAGAGGGCCCCAGUCUAGGUAGAAACUGAGCUUGUAUAAUGGGAUGGGACUUCACCAUUCUCUCACAGCAGGAUGGAGCUCCUGGGCUCUACAUAUGGAUGGUUUGGUUUGCUACAACUCUUGCUGAGUGCAGAGAUUGCUCAAAGCUUGGAGUGAGAGCAGGGGAGGAGCCAAGGCUAUUCCUUGAAGUGGAUGGGGAAAGCCAAAUAAAAAUUUUCACCAGGUACAUCACAGGCUUAAAUUACCUUUGGGACCUCUUCAGUCUGUUGGAUCACAGACUAAGGAUCUGUGCAUGGUGCCCAGAGAAACCCAAGUCUUCCCAUGCAGGUGGGAGAGCUCUCAGCUUGGGUUCUUUAUUCAGGGUCUGCUAUCCUUUGCCGUUCCCUGGACUACAUUGACUCUUGGGACAAACCAUGAUGAAGUCUGUCCCCAAACCUUUUCUAAUCAUUCUCUUUAUCGUUUUUAUUUUCAAAUCUGUUAACAGUUGUCUCUCAGCAGUAUCCCCAGCAUUCUGAAGCCAGUAGUGCUGAGACAGGACGUGAGUGGAGGGAAAAAGAAUACAAGAAUUAACCCUGCAGCAGAGUUCCAGGGGAGAUGCUGACCAGUUACUGAACUUGGACUGUGAAGUCCUCCCAUUUGUUUUUGAAAUGGGAGUUGAUGCCUUUUGUAUAAUAUUAUCAAAGUAUAUCCUUUUUUCCCCCUUUACUCAGACAUAGAGCUUCAAAAUAAGUAUCACAAGUAAAAGCCAAACCCCAGCUUUUCAUUGGGGCUGAUAUGUUCCUCCUCUGUGACCUGCUGCCUCUCCUACUCCCCAGCAUUUGGACUGUGUCACAUAGGUAUUGAUAGUAUUCUAAUUUUCUUGGCCUCAUGAAAAAAAUGCCUGGGCCUAGAUCUAAUCAGAGGGAUUUUCUUCUUGAGAGCAUGUUGAUGGCACAGUACCUAUUUAAAUGUCUUUGCCUUAUUGUCCCUCUGUUAAUAACAGAUUUAUUAUCAUGUAUAUUUACUAUUGAAGAAUGGGAAUGUGAUCCUCAUAGUUAUCGAUCUAUUUUGUAUGUUGUAAAAAGCUUGUACUAUAGAUUUAAGGUGGGCUGGCUGCAAGAGCACUAAAACUUCUCACCUUUUAGCCUGCUCUUCUUACCUGCUUGUGGGAGUGCUGUCUCUUCAGUGGGAGAUGGGGUGGUCUCAUGUUGAGACUCUUGCCCAGUCCCCUUAACCCCCUUAAUUCCCUCCCAGAAGGAAGAGACAUUGCCCAACUAAGCAUCAGGAAGCUGUGUUAUAAGCCUCUGGGUGGGUUUGGUUUUAUGUUUUUCUCUAGUGGGAAAAACUUAAUUUCUUUCCACCCUUUCUGGGAAGCAGAGCAGUGGCUUCCGGGUUUUUAAACGAGCUAUAUGCCCCUCUUCCCCCCUCUUCUUUGGUCACCAAACUUGGAUCAAAUCAUUUUGAUAUUCCAGGUGUGGUUUUUCUGGGUUCUUCUGGUUUGGGGGAUUUCCUCCAGCUGCAGAGCCCCAUCAUCCUCACGGCCUGGGCUCCCAGAGUGAGGGUGCUUAGGGCUACCCCACCUGAUGGAUGUGAGACUACUUGUCUCCAGAAAUGCAUCCCAGCCCUCCCAACUGGCCAACACAAGGAGACUAGCCACUGGCCAUUGCACUGGGGGCAUCCCCUCACCCCACAGCUUCCCAACUUGAAAUCCAGAUUUACCUCCAGGGAGAGGUGAGAAAAAUUGUAAAUAGACUUGCUACAGAGCAACUCAGGGUUGGGGUGUGUUUUAAUUCUCCUGAUCACUUGAAAUAAUCUGUAGGCUGAGUGCUUAUGGGAGUGGGGGAAAAAUGUGACUCCAGGGUCCUUUCCUUCUGCAAUGCUCUGGGGGUGGAGUAUAGGGCAUCUGAGGCCCUUUGAUGGCACUACACUGAGCUGUCUGUCCUUCUGGAAACCCAAUCUACAGUCAACUGCAAAUCCAAUUCUUCACAUUCCAGUUGUAGCCUUUCUUUCCCUACUGAAUCUCAGUCCCUGGCAAUGUGGUCAAGGUGGCUUUCUGUAAGCCACCCUGAUUUAGGGAAUGGAAGGCAUUACAACUCUGCCUUCAAGACUCAUCUCUUAAAAGCAAAAUGAAACAAAACUACAGCCACCUUCCAAACACAUAAAAAAAUUUGAAGGAUAAUUGUUAAGCUGAAGGAAGGAUUUGGUUCCAUUCAACUCCACGGUCAUUGUGCCUUUACUUGUGUUAGAUUUCUGUGCUUUCUUCCUCUCUCUCUUUGAAGCAAUUAAAAUCCUCCUUGAUAACUAUUUCCUUCUACUCUUGUUUCUAACACCUUAGUGGGUUUCCUCUCGAAUUGUCUUAAAUCUCAUUCCACUGGUGGCAGAGGGGCCAAGCCUUCUUUUCUUAUGUCUAACCUUUGUCCUUUCCCACGGGACCAGCAUGGAAGUGCUAGUCAACACUGAAUAAAAGACUAGAGUGUUGUGCGCAGUGUGUGUGUGUGUGUGUGUGUGUGUGUCCAUCUUUGCAUGUGGAUCAGUUUAUUUUCUUUUAAAAAAUAAUUUAUUGUAUGAUUUAUUUUGGAGAUAUAUUCCAAUUGCAGUGCUCCCUCCUAAUAAGCAGUGAUUCCUCCCCCCCACCCCCCACCCCUCUACAAUGUAUAAUCUGGUCUCAGGUUGGAUUCUUUGGUACACUUCUUUCUUCUGGAAGCCGUGCAGUUUAAUUAAACCUUGCUUAAAAACAAAAACAAACACCUGAAAACUGUGUACUCUUGUCUGGAACACUGCCUCCAGUGGUGGCAUAGGGAGCGGAGAACAUUUGUUGCUUCUGUUGAGUGUGGUGGUUUGACUCUAGAACCUCUAAGAAGGUAGCUACACUGACUUGGGCAGAAGCAUCUGCAGCUUCCCAGGGUUCUUCCCUCCUCCAUUCCUGCUAUAUUUUGAAUAUCACAGUUCUUGUUACCCAUGCUCACCUGGGUGACUCUGGUAGUUCUGGUCAUCAUUUAUACGUUUGCCAUCUUACCUUCCCGAUGCCCAUGAUUUCAGGGGACCCAGGAUGCGCUCUGGCCUUGUGUCCUCUCCUCACAUCUCUUAGGAUUCUUUCUACUUGUGUUGCAUGGCAGGUUGUCCCACUGAGGUAUGGAAGAAAAGGGUGGGGACAGCAGAUGGACUGUAUGUGUCUAUUGUUAUUGCGGGUGUUGGCUUUUUUUCUUCCCUGCUUUUUACGUUGCAAUCUUGGCUGGCUUUCUUGAACUUCGACUUGGGGUGUGAAAAAUGAACCAGACAUUCUCUGCUUACUGUGGUCAGCUGACAUAAUCACCACCAAGACUUAAUGAGCUCACCUUGCGCUUUCAUCGCUAGGAAAGAUUUUGAAAUUAUUUCCCAUACUGAUUCAUAAUGGGUGUGUGUAUGAAUCACUUUCACGUAAUUUAGAUAUAAAAACUUAUGAGAGGGAGGGGGGAAAAGGCCUCCUUUCAUUUUCAUCCAUACUUCCCAGAUUGGCUGAAUCCCUGAUUAUUUGACCCAUCAUUGUUAUUAAUAUGAUUAAUAAACUACCUAUUUAUUGA